AUGGGGCUGUGGAACCAGAGCUCCGUGGCUGAGUUCAUCCUCCUAGGCCUUGCAGAGGGGAUGCUUGCAGAAACCGCACUUUUCUUCCUCUUCUUGGCCACAUACCUCAUCACCUUGGUAGGGAACUGCAUGAUGGUCAUGCUGAUUGGAGCUGAGCAUCGCCUACACACUCCCAUGUACUUCUUCCUUCUCCACCUGUCUCUGCUGGACCUGUGCUACUCCUCGGUUACCAUCCCGCAAAUGUUGGUGCACCUCCUCUCCAGGCGUAAGGCCAUCACCUUUGCCCGAUGUGCCUUUCAGAUGUACAUCUUCCUGGUUUUCGGGAUGGCAGAAUGUGUGCUGUUGGGCAUCAUGGCCUAUGACCGCUACGUGGCUAUCUGCCACCCCUUGCACUACACUACUAUCAUGAGCUGGCGCUUCUGCAGCUGGACAGCAGGAGCUGCCUGGGUGAGUGGCUUCCUCAACUCAUUCAUCGUCAUCAUCUUUGCCCUGCGCCUGCCCUACCAUGGCCAAAACCGCAUCAACCAGUUCUUCUGCGAGGUUCCUGCAGUGAUUAAGUUGGCAUCAGCUGACCAUACCGAAGCGGAGAUAGUUGUGUUUGUCUUUGGCUCCCUUCUGCUGCUUCUGCCCUUUGUCCUCAUUGCUGCCUCCUAUGCCCGCAUUGGGCUGGCCAUCUUGCGCAUACGCUCAGCCGAGGGCCGCCGGAGGGCUGCCUCGACCUGCGCCUCACAUCUCCUGGUGGUGAGCCUUUUCUAUGGCUCAGCUCUCUUUGCUUACAUGAGGCCCAGCUCUGUCAGCUCUGCCACUGGCCAGGAUAAGGCCGUGUCUGUUUUCUACACUGUGGUAACCCCUAUGAUGAACCCUCUAAUCUACAGCCUUCGAAACAAGGAGGUGAAGGGUGCCUUGAAUAAAUUACUGAGUCGGAAAAUAUUCUCACCGGCAACCUGA
Messenger RNA from Elgaria multicarinata webbii, 948 nucleotides. RefSeq names its product olfactory receptor 2D2-like. The record is from RefSeq and is a predicted model, not a curated record. The transcript has a single exon. Gene Ontology annotation, molecular function: G protein-coupled receptor activity; olfactory receptor activity. The coding region runs from base 1 to 948 and encodes 315 amino acids. Gene Ontology annotation, biological process: G protein-coupled receptor signaling pathway; detection of chemical stimulus involved in sensory perception of smell. Lineage: Eukaryota; Metazoa; Chordata; Lepidosauria; Squamata; Anguidae. Gene Ontology annotation, cellular component: plasma membrane.